Trichosporon asahii var. asahii CBS 2479 is the source of this 2646-nucleotide messenger RNA. RefSeq lists its product as uncharacterized. NCBI's taxonomy places the organism in Eukaryota, Fungi, Basidiomycota, Tremellomycetes, Trichosporonales, Trichosporonaceae. The coding region runs from base 1 to 2646 and encodes 881 amino acids. Gene Ontology annotation, biological process: negative regulation of transcription by RNA polymerase II; regulation of nitrogen utilization; mitochondria-nucleus signaling pathway. The record is from RefSeq and is a predicted model, not a curated record. Gene Ontology annotation, cellular component: cytoplasm. The transcript has 4 exons.
AUGUCUCACGCUACUACCGCAGACGAGACACCCGCGUCUCAACCCUCCACGGGCGAGCCGACCGACCCGGACCCUUCUACCUCGUCGCGGUCUCCCUCUCGUGCAUCCUCUCGCACCCAAUCCAAGAAUACUCCCCUCCUCACUCUCGCCCCGACCGGCCGCCAAACGCCACAGGACGAGGACAUCCCUGCCAUCUGGAACGUCAUCUCCCGCGCGCAAGACGUCGUCAAGGACGCCGAGCGGCUCGAGAAUCUCACGUGGAGGCACUGGGGCAGACCACAGCGCCGCCGCAGGUCGAGUUCCAUCGACACGGCGUCUUCUGCCAGUGUGCACACACCUCAUGAGCCUGGGCCUAUCCGUGACAAGAGUGCCGAGCGCCGCUCAUUCGCCGGCACGCUGAAACUCUUGGUCGAGGACGACUCGAGCUUCAAGGACUGGGUUGGCAGCGCCAAGAGCCAGCAGCAGCAAUCCAGCAACUCGCUUUCACCCUCUCGCUCCAUUGCCGACUCUCACGGUACCUCGGAUUCGCAGCGAACGCCGCACCCGCAUCAGUUCGGUCUCGCCUUACCGCCAGAGACGCCGACCGCGGGCUCGCUUCAGUCUCAGCACUCGCCACACGCCGUCGGCGCGCUGACGCCUGUCCCGGAUCUGGAGAUCCGACUCGUCGAGCCGACUCCUGUGCCGAGCCGCGUUGGAUCGCUCGGAGGUGUAGCUUCCGACCGCACCACUGCCACUCGCCCCGCGACGCAGCCCCAGGUUGCUGAAGUCGAGGAAGAGGACGCUGCCCGUGCCGCCGACGGCCAGAAACAGCCUCGGACCCGCAAGGGUAAGGGAGGCGGGUUCUUCAUUCAGUCGUCACCCGGGAAGGCGAGCGAAUCUGAGUCCCCAAAGUCACAACCGUCACCUGUCGUUGCACCGGUUACAUCAACGAAGGCCCCGCCGGGUGGAACUGCUGGCCCCAGCCGUCCCACGCCACCGUCGGGAGAAUCUGAAUCCUCAAACGCUAUUGUCAUGAACAAGAAGAAGGACCCUCGUCGUGCGAUCUCGAUGGCGACCAUGCACGGUCGCUUCCAGGGCGAGAAGCGCCGCGCCGCUCAAGCAAUCGCCGCCCGUAACGCGGAGGACGAUUCAACGACUGCGGCGGAAGACGACAACGAUGACGAGUGGGAGGACGAUGAUGAUGAAGACGACGAUGACGGCUGGGAGGAUGAAACGCCCAGCGAUCCCAAGCCGGUUCAGGCUCAGCCCAUGGUCCGCCAGACGAGCCGCGGCCUUCAGCUGCCGCCCAUCCAACUGCCCGUUUCGGCUGCGACCAAGAAGCAGCGUCAGGCAGAGAAGGCGCGGCUGGAGGCUGAACGCGAAGCCCAACGUCAGAGGGAAAUGUUCGCGAAACAGCAGAUCUUUGGUCAUCCUCAGGGCGGCGAAGGUCUGCUGACGCGCCAGUUCAAGACGGGCAAGAGCAUGGUGGAUCUGACCAAGGCGGGCGAGGAGCCCUCGGCGCCCCCAGGACUGCGACGAGCGCCGACCCACGCCAACUUUUCCACGAUGGGCCAGUCGCCGACCGCGGGCCCGCCGAACCUGAUGCGUUCCAAGUCGACGGCGGCAAUGCCCGUCCAGACGGGUGUCAGCGUGACGUCCCGCCGGAGCCACAAUUCCGGACACAGCGACGAGAAGCGCGGCCCCGAGGGCGUGGAAAUGGAAUCCUCGGAUGAAUCUGACGAGGACGACUACCUCGCGUCGACGGCCGUGGAGCGCAAGCUGAACCAGCUUGCGGCGAAGCGAGCCGCCAAGGACAGUGGCGCAAACAGCGUGCCGAUCGUACCUAACGGCAGCGCUUCGGGACAGGCCCUGGACGAGAACGGGGUCGUCCGCCCGCUCUCCCCCACGACGCGACGGCGCACGAUCAUCAUGCGCGAAAUGUCGGAGAGCCUCCGAAGGAACAUUAUCCUGGAACGCGAAAAGUCCUCGGGCGGCGUGGGGCCGCAUACCCGCCCGCCACCCUCGACGCACAUGAGCCGGCUGCCGACGAGCAACUCUGCAGUCAACCUCGCCCAGUACCGUGACGGCAGGCAUGGGCCGCCAUUAUCGCGGCACAACAGCAACUUCCAGCUCAGCACGGGCGGGGAGGAGCUGCGCGGCCCCGAGCUAGAGCGGCACAACAGCCACCCAGACCUAAUCCAAACUCGGGGUCAUUACGAGUAUCCGCGCAACCCGGCCAGUUCCUCGGGCGGAUCGCGGAGCACCUCCCCUCUGCAGCCAACAGCCUCCAUCUCGCCCGAGACUUCGCGGAAGCGCGCCAACGUCCUCGGGGGCGGCUUCUUACGCCCCCUGACGCGGGCAACAGACGAGGCAUCCAGCCACGCCCUGGGCCGGACGCAGAGCAGUCUCUCCAUCAACGGAAGUCAUGGCGGUCAUGGGAGUGGAUCGGGCAGCGAGCGCGCCGGCCCCGGCGUCCACGGCACGCAGCAGCGAAGCGUCACCCUCAAUGGCCCCCCCGGGCGGCGCGGGAGCGACCGCAGCAUCGCCUCCGCGACCGCCAUGGUGAGGUCUAGCACGGAGGGGGACCAGAAGGAGAUGGAGCGCGCGCGCGUACGCCGCGAGCUUGCGCGCCGCGACGAUACGAGUUACAGGAGUCAUGGGUGGUAG